Molecule: messenger RNA, 4212 nt
Organism: Adineta steineri
Lineage: Eukaryota; Metazoa; Rotifera; Eurotatoria; Adinetida; Adinetidae
Source: the annotation of a GenBank genome assembly
AUGGCACCAUUGACAUUAACAGAAAAGUAUGAUGAUUUAGUUCGAUGUGCUGAUCAACCUUUGUCAUCUUAUGAUAAACUGAAUAGUGAAGAUCUUGAAGAUGUUACUAAUAAAAUACGGCCGUUUCUUAUUGAAUCAAUUACGUAUACACCACUAUCUUUAGAAAAAAAUGAAUUAGUAUCAGCAUCAACUCUAUUUAAUGGUACUAUUCGUACGAAAUUAGCACGACGUCUAAAAAUACAAUUUUAUUUAUAUUCUGAAGCAGCGAAUAGAUGUCAACAAGAAUUUCCUAAUCGAAAACCAAGCAAUCGAAAUAAAACUCAUACAAAUGCUUAUUUAAGAGAUAGUGGAUUAUUAUCUUUUGAAACAAGUUCAACAUUUUCUCUUAAUAAUAUAUCAAAAAUAAAUAUACCUGAUUUUUAUGUAUUUUGUGCACCUAAAUAUACAAAUCAUAAACAGCAACAAAUAGAUUAUGAUCGCCUUGUUGAAGAAUCGUUGAAUGCUGCACGGCAAGAUAAUCUAUCGCGAACUGUUAUUAUUGCUGCACACCGUCUUUCUACUAUUCAAUCAUGUGAUCUUAUUUGUGUUCUUGAUCCUAAUGGACGAUUACUGGAAAGUGGUACACAUGCAGAAUUAAUGUUUCGAUUUGCUGAUCGUAUUGAUAUUCUUCUUAUAAUUAUUGCUCUGUUUCUCAUAUUGGGGCAUGGAGUUUGUGGUCUCGCAAAUGUAAUUCUUUUUGGUCGAAUCACGGGAUUAUUUGCCACUGCAUCAUUUGCUGUUGAUUGUGAUAAUCAAUAUCAAAAUUUUGCAUCUACAAUUAUCAAUAAUACUGUAUGUCCUCUUGGUAUUGAUCUUAAUCCAUUAAAUUAUGAUCGAUUACAUACACUAUGCCAUUAUGAUAAUAAAACUAUCUCAUCUACAUUAUUUCCAUUAACACCUUUAUUUCAUGACAAUGUUAUGCAUUUAGUUUAUUGGUUCUUCGGUUUUAGUAUUCUUAUGUUCCUAUGUGCUUCUCUUGAAUAUAUGUGUUGGACAGUUGCUGCGAAACGACAAACAUCUCGUAUAAGUAUUUUACUCUUUCAAUCACUUAUUCAACGUAACAUGACAUAUUUGGAUGCAGACCAAACUACUCAAUACAAUUCGAAGCUUUUUACCAAUAUUGAAAAGAUCAAAAACGGGAUAGGUUUUGAAUUCUUAACAGUACUUGGACUUAUUCAAAUGAUGAUUCUCAGUAUAAUCAUAUCUUUUAUUCUCAAUUGGCAAUUGUCUUUAAUUAUGUUUUGUAUAAUUCCAAUUAUUAUUGGUAGUUCAUUAAUGUUUGCUAAGAUCAUUAAAAAAGAAACAAAAGAACAAUUAAGUACAUAUUCAAAAGCUGGACAAAUCGCUCAAGAAGUAUUUAGUUCAUUAAGAACUGUUCUUUCAUUCAAUGGAAGUAAUUGCCAACAAAAACAAUAUGAAAAAGAACUAAAAUUGAAUGAAUGGUAUACUGUUCGCAAAGAUACUGCAUUUGGUACUUUUAUGGGUUGGUUAUCUUUUAUAAGCUUUGCAGUUUAUUCAUUUGGUUUCACUUUUGGUUCGAUUCUUAUGUCUCAUGGAAAUCAUCGUACACUGACCAUUAGUGAGAUUCUUGUUGUUGUAAUUAUAUUUGCCCAAUCUUUAAAUCUUCUUAAUACAAUUGGACCUUUCUUCCAAUCAAUUGCGGAAGCUCAAGGUGCAGCAGUAUCCGUCUUUCGACUUAUUGACGAGGCACAUGAUGAAAAUAUUAAUGAAAAAGAAAUAUUUCAAGAUAAAACAUCUGAUAAAAGAUCUAUUUCUACUAUCAAUGGUGAUAUUGAAUUUGAUAAUGUUAGUUUUUCUUAUCCAUCUAGAGAAAAUGCAACAGUUUUGAAUAAUCUUAAAUUGAUUGCUCGUGCUAAUCAAACAACUGCUCUUGUAGGUUCAAGUGGUUGUGGAAAAAGUACAUGUGUAUCACUUCUUCUUCGCUACUAUGAAGCUUCUUCAGGUAGAAUAGUGAUUGGUGGUCAAACAAUUACAGAUUAUAAAAUCAAAGAAAUUCGUCAAAGUAUUGGAGUUGUUAGUCAAGAACCUAUUCUAUUUGGAAUAAGUAUUUAUGAAAAUAUUCGUUAUGGUAAAUUGAAUGCAACACGUGCAGAGAUUGAACAAGCAGCAGAACAAGCUAAUGCACAUAAAUUCAUUAUGAAAUUACCAAAUAAAUAUGAGACACUUGUUGGUGAACGUGGUAUACAAUUGAGUGGUGGUGAAAAACAACGUAUUGCAUUAGCUCGUGCACUUGUCAAACAACCCACCGUUCUUUUGUUAGAUGAAGCAACAAGUGCACUUGAUAAUGUUAGUGAAAGAAUUGUUCAAGAAGCACUUGAUCGAGCAUGCAAAAAUCGUACAACUAUAGUUAUUGCUCAUCGUUUAACUACGAUUCAAAAUGCUGAUUACAUCUAUGUAUUAGAUAAAGGAAGUGUAAUUGAAGAAGGUACACAUGAAACAUUAUUGGCAAAAGAAGGAGGUAAAUAUCAAACAAUGAUCAAAAUGCAACAAUCUGAAAAAACGAUUGGUACACAAGAUGGCUUAAUGAAUAUGGCAAAAGCAGUAGCUGAAGAUGAAGAACAACUAUUGGAACGUGUUCGUAAAUUGAGUGAGAGCGAAGCAAUUGAUGCAAAUCGGAGAGCUUCGAUAGCAAUAAGAGGAAAAUAUGUCUUUCUUAGACUCAUGAAGAUGAAUAGCCCUGAAUGGAAAUUUAUCAUGAUUGGUUGUGUAGUAUGCAUACUUGGUGGAUUACGUGGACCAGUGUUCUCGCUUCUAUUCGUAAAAAUAAUCAAUGAUUUUAAUGAUUGUAAACAUACUGAUAUACGUCGUCGAGUGUUGAUUACAAGUGGUUUGUUUCUUCUUUUCGGCGCUGCUUUUAUGAUUCUUCGUUUUUUUCAAUUUGUGACUUUUGGAAUUGCAGGAGCGAAAUUAGUUAGUCGCAUUCGUUCAAAAGCUUUUGCAUGUUUUCUUCGUCAAGAAGUUGCUUAUUUUGAUCGACCUGAAAACAGUUCUGGUGCUAUAUGUAACCAACUCUCUUCUAAUGCAGCUGCCAUUGAAGACAUGGCUGGUACAAGAUUAGGUGUUAUUUGUGAAACUUUAUCGUUAUUUGUUUUUGGUUGCUUAUUUGGCUUUUUUUACAACUGGCAAUUAACAAUAAUCCUUGCUGUUGAAGUUAUUACCAAUAUGCGCACAGUAAAACAAUUAUCAAUAGAAAAUGAAGUUUCACGACAAUAUACGAAUAUGCUUGAUCAAGUAUUAGGGAUCUCUGCUUUUGGAAUGUUCACAUUAGAAUCAAUAAAAUUUGUUGGAAUGUUAGCACCACGUAUGGGUGCAUCAUUUGCUGCUGCUCACGCAUUUUUUGAUCUAUUUGAUCGAAUACCAACUAUUGAUAAUGGAUCAAAUAAAGGACAAGAAUUAACUAACUUUAGUGGAGAAACAGAAUUUAAUCAAGUUAAAUUUAUUUAUCCAACUCGUCCAACAGUUCUUGUUCUUAAUAAACUUCAAUUAUCUAUUAAAUCAGGUCAACGUAUAGCUCUUGUUGGUGCAUCGGGAUGUGGAAAAUCAACCAUAGUUCAAUUAUUAGAACGGUUUUAUGAUGUUACACAUGGACAAUUGCUUCUUGAUGGUGUUGAUAUUCGAAAAUUAAAUCUUCAAUGGCUUCGUUCUCGUUUGGGUGUUGUUAGUCAAGAACCAGUUUUAUUUGAUUUAACAAUUGCUGAAAAUAUCGCUUAUGGAUUAGAAAAUAUACCAAUGGAUGAGAUUGUUCUUGCUGCAACCAAAGCUAAUAUUCAUCAAUUUAUUCAACAAUUACCUCAAGGUUAUGAUACAAAAGUUGGAGUAAAAGGCAGUUUUUUAUCAGGUGGUGAAAAACAACGUAUUGCUAUUGCUCGAGUUCUUAUUCGUCAACCUAAAAUAUUAUUAUUGGAUGAAGCUACAAGUGCUAUGGAUCCAUACAAUGAACAAAUAAUACAAGAAACUCUUGAUCAAGCUCAAAUAGAAGAUCCAAAUCGAACAUCAAUUAUUAUUGCACAUCGUCUUUCAACAAUACGUUCAUGUGAUCUAAUACAUGUAGUUGAAAUGGGUCGUAUAGUAGAAAGUGGUACUCAUACAGAACUAAUACAAAAAGGUGGAAUUUACUAUACAAUGUUAAAUGCUCAAAAUAACGUACAAUAA